Messenger RNA from Helianthus annuus (common sunflower), 2256 nucleotides. RefSeq names its product acyl-CoA-binding domain-containing protein 6. The transcript has 17 exons. The coding region runs from base 134 to 2140 and encodes 668 amino acids. Gene Ontology annotation, molecular function: protein binding. The record is from RefSeq and is a predicted model, not a curated record. Lineage: Eukaryota; Viridiplantae; Streptophyta; Magnoliopsida; Asterales; Asteraceae.
UACUUCAUUUUAUUUUAUUUUACUCUAGAAAAAUGUAGUAGGAAGUAGGAAGCCAUCAAUACUUUCAAUUUCUUCUACAUUUCAACCCCUUAAUGUCUUCUUCAAACGGCUGUUAGUUAUUGUUUGAAGAAUCAUGUUUCCGUUUUCAAGAAGAGGAAAGAAGCUUGGAAGCAGGGUAAAAGUUCAGCUUUCCGACUCUCCUCAGGGCGGACGCAGUCCUAUUCGUCACCCCAAACACGCAAACAAAUCGAAGGGUGAUAAUGUUACAACCGUAACGGUCAUCAAUGGUUCUGAUGACAAUAGCCAUUGUUCAUCCACUGCAACCGGAAAUACCGAAGGAUGGAGAAAGAUUUCAACAAGUGGAGAUAAACCGACACCUCGAUUCAAUCAUGCAUCGGCUGUAAUCGGAAAGAAGAUGAUUGUAGUUGGUGGUGAAUCUGGGAAAGGGUUAUUAGAAGAUGUACAGGUUUUGAAUUUAGAAAAUUAUUCAUGGACCAUAGCUUCAUCAAGACUAUACCUUUCACCAUCUAGUCUUCAACUAAAGAUUCCUGCAUGCAAGGGUCAUUGUUUGGUUCCUUGGGAGAAAAAGGUGCUUUUAGUUGGAGGCCGAACCUCCCCGCCAAGUGAUCGAGUAUCAGUGUGGGCAUUUGAUGUAGGAACAGAGUCUUGGUCACUUGUAGAGGCAAAAGGAGACAUCCCGAUUGCACGCAGUGGUCACACUGUAGUCCGAGCAGGCUCUAAAUUAAUAUUAUUCGGAGGUGAAGAUAAUAAGAGAAGAAAACUAAAUGAUCUACAUAUGUUUGAUCUUAAAUCACUCACAUGGCUUCCUCUUCAUUGCAAGGGAGCUGGACCUUCUGCAAGAUGUAACCAUGUGGCAACUCUUUACGAUGAUAAACUGCUUCUAGUAUUUGGAGGAACCUCAAAGUCGAAAUCGUUGAAUGAUUUGUUUAGCCUUGACUUUGAAACGAUGAUGUGGUCAAGAAUUAAAAUACAUGGUUUUCAUCCGUCACCUCGAGCCGGUUGCUGUGGAGUUUUGUGUGGAACAAAAUGGUAUAUUGCAGGUGGCGGUAGCAGAAAAAAACGACAUGCAGAGAUAUUAAUAUUUGAUAUUUUGAAACUGGAGUGGUCUGUUGUUCACACAUCAUCCCAACAAUCUAUCACUACCAACAAGGGCUUUAGUCUUGUGCUUUCACAAAAGAAGGAUGCGGAAUAUUUGGUUGCAUUUGGCGGUUUAAAGAAGGAACCUUCAGAUCAGGUUGAAAUACUAAUGUUGGAAAAGAAUGAAUCAACGAGUCGAAGAAUUACAUUGACAUCUAAAAAAUGCUCUUCGUCUACGGGACCCACAAGUGGUCCCGAGAAACAAAGUCUAGCAUCCGUAAUGGAACAUCACGGUUCGGGUAGGAAAUCUUUGUCUGAAUCUUUGUUAAUGGCUUCAAAUCCUGGUAACGUUUCACUAAGGAAAGAGCACGUUGAUGAUGACGUGGCGUUAAAACUAGCAAGAAAUUUGGAAGAUGAACGUUCCUCAUUGCCAAUGGAACAGAUAAAAAAACAUCCAACCACCCAAGAAUCUCCUUCCAUGGUGGAACCCGAAAACACAGAAAAAGACGAAAAACAAAAGAACGACGACACUGUUGCAUUCCAAGAAACCGACGGAAAAUCGGGUUCUUUUCCUGGUUCUUCAAGUAUUUAUCAAUCAUACGAAUUAAAAAUUUCGGCUUUAAUUCGCAAGAAAGGGAAUCUAGAAGGACAACUAGCAGCUGCAUUGGCGGGUCGGGAAGCUGCAGAAAAAAACAUUUCUUUUGUCGUAAAGAGCCGACAAGAAGCCGAAAAAAGAUUAAAUGACACACUGAAAGAUAUGGAAAUGAUGAAGGAAAAGUUAGUUUUGGUAGAAAUGGCGCAAGAAGAAGCUAAUAGUUUGUCGAAUGUUGUGCAUUCUGAUCAUGUGAAGCUUGAGCAUGAUGUUGCGUUUUUAAAGGCGGUUUUGGAUGACACACAAAAGGAGUUACAAUCAACAAGAGGAGUCCUCUCUGGAGAAAGAGCAAGAGCAUUUCAGCUGCAGGUAGAAGUUUUCCAUUUGAAGCAAAGGCUACAAUCAAUGGAGAAUCGAACACCAACUCCUAGAAAACCAUUUCUUGGAUGAUUUAAUUUGUUUUGUAAGAUGAUAAAUUCAUGAUGUAAAUUUUUACUCCAACCAUCAAAUCUGAGGCUAGUAUUGAAUUUAUUUUAGUUUUGAGUAAAUUACACUUUCUACUCCAA